CUACCCUUACCCUGACAAGUCUCACGUUUUUCCCCUACUGUGACCUCAGACUGUCGUCUCAGGCUUAUUUUACUGAAAUUGAAUGGAAUUGAAUGAAAACAGCUGAAAAUCAAAUAAAAAAUCGGCGAAACUGUACGACGGCUUCACAGCGGAUUCCAGCUAAAUUCGCCGGACGACCACCAGGGAAGUUAAAGAGAAGAAAUGGCUGCAAUUGAAGAGCUGUCCCCGGCUUCAGGCCCGGUGUCUACCCGGCCUCCAGAAGACGAGAUAGACGACGAUGAAGAUGAAGAUCUGGAUGAGACCCUGGUGGAGAGGCUGUGGGGGCUGACAGAGAUGUUUCCUGACACCGUGAGGUCAGCUGCAGAUGUAUCUGUGCAGUGCUCGGUCUCCUUGUUAAAGAAGUUUUACAGCUUCUCCCGAUCUGCAAUCUGGGUGGGCACUACCUCGUUCAUGAUCCUGGUCUUGCCGGUUGUAUUUGAGACAGAGAGACUUCAGUUGGAGCAGCAGCAGCUGCAACAGCAGAGACAGAUCCUAUUAGGACCCAACACUGGAAUGUCUGGUGGGAUGCCGGGGAUGAUGCCUCCUGCACCCGGCAAAGCAUGAAGAGCAAGAUAU
Molecule: messenger RNA, 615 nt
Organism: Cyprinodon variegatus (sheepshead minnow)
Lineage: Eukaryota; Metazoa; Chordata; Actinopteri; Cyprinodontiformes; Cyprinodontidae
Gene: tomm22
Product: translocase of outer mitochondrial membrane 22 homolog (yeast)
Exons: 4
Coding region: 202-603 (133 amino acids)
Biological process (GO): intracellular protein transport
Cellular component (GO): mitochondrial outer membrane
Source: RefSeq, a predicted model, not a curated record